Messenger RNA from Phytophthora infestans T30-4, 1305 nucleotides. RefSeq lists its product as uncharacterized. The transcript is spliced from 7 exons. The record is from RefSeq and is a predicted model, not a curated record. Gene Ontology annotation, molecular function: Hsp90 protein binding. Lineage: Eukaryota; Oomycota; Peronosporomycetes; Peronosporales; Peronosporaceae. The coding region runs from base 1 to 1305 and encodes 434 amino acids.
AUGGCGGCACUGGGUGUAAUGGCGGAGGCGGCGAACGCUCGGCUGUUGCAGGAGCGCAUCGAGAGCGUCCGUGAGCAGCUGUCACAACUGCAGGACCAAGUGGACCGCUUCGAUGCCGUUGCCGAUACGCUGACGGAGCUGCCCAAGAAGCUGUCGCACAAAGUCAUGGUACCUCUGGGUAAGCGUGCAAUGGUGCCGGGCAAAAUUGUGCGCUCCAACGAGGUGUUGGCGCAUCUCGGAGACGAGUAUUUCUCGUGGCGCUCGACUCCGCAGGCUCUUGAGAUCAUUGAACGCAAGAAGAAAGCUCUUCACAAAGAGAUCGAGACGCAGGAGGAGAAUCUGCGCGAACUCAACUCCAAGAAGACAGAGGUGGGCAGCGUCGCGCAGCUGCAGAAGAUGUAUGAGGACGAAAAUAUUCGUGAAAUCCAAGAGACUGAAGAAGAGAGCGACCUCGGACCAAUUCCGCGCGCUACGGAUGAAGAUAUCAAGGAGUUCUUUGAGGUGGAGGAGGAAGAGCGAUUGAAACAGGAACAAGCAGCAUGGAACUGGGACGACGUGAUGAAGCGCAUGGAAGAUCUGGAAGCUCGCGAAGCUGCUGGAGACAGUUUGGAAGCCGAAGACAAGUCAGCGAAAGAGGAAGAGUCAGUAGAGGCCCAGGCUGCCGCUUUGAAAGCCAAGGGCAAUGACGCGUUUGCUAAACGACGAUUCCAGGCUGCUGUCCAGUAUUACUCGCAGGCUAUCGAGGUGGACCCGACGUCUCAUAUUUUAUAUGGCAACCGUGCUGCAGCGUAUCAUCGUCUGAAGAAGUAUAAGCUGGCCCUGGAAGACUCUGAUGUUGCUGUCUCUCUGCAUGAACCGUGGGUGAAAGGACACUACCGCCGAGGGUGCGCUUUGGCGGCACUGGAGCAGUUCGAAGACGCAGCUGAAGCAUACGAACGUGCCAUGGAAUUGUGUCCUACUGAUGAAAAACUCGGACAAAACGCAAAGCAGAUGCGUGAGAAAGCGAUUGCUAAAACGAAUGGGAGCAGCCCCCCUGUACCGACAUCACCCUCGACUUCUUUCGUCGCAGCUUCGUCUGCGUCGACUGCUUUCUCCGGUAGUAUCGUGGAACAUGAAGUCACGGAGAAGGUGCCAGCCGCCGUGUCCGCUCCCGUGGUGUCUCCCUUCUCGGAGCCUCGGCAGUCACGCUUCCAAGGCACCAACUACACUGGCCAGACUGUGACUCUGGAACCGGUCGGCGAAGCUCAACCCGUGAAACGAGUCUCCCGCUUCAAAGCAGCGAGAGCAGCUCGAGGGUCAAACUAA